AUCAAACGGGCAGCGAACACGUGCGGUAGUCAAUUCGAGCCAACGAGUCGAGUAUCGUUUUGAGUCUAACAGAGACAGAGUUUCUGUAUACGUGCGUGUAUGUGUGUGAGUGUGUGCUUUGAAGCGCACGGUUUCACAAGUGUACUGGAGGCGAUUUACGCCGUCGAAAAUGUAAAUAUUAAACAACUGUCAAAACAACAACAAUAAUAAUAACUAGUGCAAGCACAAAGUGUUACGUUCUAUAUUUAUUAGGCAAAAACAACAAUAACAACAACUUUUGCAACAAUAGCAGCAAAAGCCAGUUGAAUUUGUGCCAAAUUUUAUUCAGUGUGUGUUUACAAUUCAACCUGCGUGUGUGUUGGUGCAUUUAAUAUUUUGCCAGCUCGCAGUCACACACACAAAGAAACAAAUACAUACAGAGAGUAACACAGUAGUUUUCUUGUGUGCUUUGUCAUAGUGAAAUUGCAGCUGCCGCUUGUUUGCUUUUGUUUUGUCUUCAAGUUUUUGUUGCUGCCAAAGUCACCGUUAUAAACUAGUGCACAAAAUGUCACUGCAGAGCGUCGCAUCGUUGCAGUUUUGGUUGGUCAUUCUUUUGGGGUUAAGCCACUUUGGCACGCGUACCGAGGCACGUGCGGUAAAUGUCAGCAAUACCUGGACCAUGCCGCAGGAGGGACUCAACGUCUUCUAUCGUUUCUUCCGCGAUCGAAUAUCUUGGUUUGAGGCUGAUGCUGUUUGCCAAUUUCAUCACGCCAAUCUGGUGACCGUCGACAACAGCUUCCAAUUUGAUGCCACCAGAGAUCUACUCCGUGAGCUUGAUGUGAAUGACAUUGUUUGGAUCGGUUUAAUGAGACCGCAAAGUUCGGACCGUUUUAUGUGGUCUAAUUCCCGUCCACUGGUCACCGACACUGGCUACUGGGCUGAAUCGCUGCCACUAAUGGAUGCACCACUAUGCGCCGUUAUCGAUCCCAUACGCGAUUAUCGCUGGCAUGCGUUGCGUUGCGGCGGACCCGAGACCGCAUCGUUCCUCUGCGAAAUGCCGGUGCCUUCUUGGGCUGAUUCUUGCAUACUCAAGGAUAUGCCGAAUCUUACCAUGCAGUACAUGGCCGACACUGCAAGCAUUGAGCUGAUACGUAACUGCGCCGAGGAGGGUCUGCUGAAGCAGUCAUGCAAGGGAAAACAGGACCGCGAUCGUGCAUUACGCGAACUGAUCUGUCCACGAGAGCGUCUCGAAGCGCAACGCAUCAAUGACAUAACCAAUUCUCACUUCAAAUCGCUACAAAUUAUCAACAGUAUACGCACAGACAACAACGAGAAUAAUGACAUUGAACUGCUACCGCUAGGAGAAACAUCUUACGGCUCAGCCAGCAGCAGCGACAUCUCUGAACAAGUGCCAACCGAAAAGAAUACCGUACAGCGUCUGAUCGAACAAUUCAAUGUGGACGAUCUGAUGCAGGCCGAUGAGGCGGCAGUGCCAAUGAGCAUUUAUCACAUACCCGGUGAGAUCCCCAAAACAGUGAAGAAAGCCGCAAAGAAAGUGAUCAUAACCAAUGGUGGGGAAUACCAAAAGAAGAUUCGCACACAGAAAUAUGAUGAAAGCAGUAGUCAGUUGCCACCACCAACACCAAAACCAAAGAAGCAACAACAGUUGUUGGCACUCGAAGACAUGAUGAUGGGCGAUCAGCCACAACAAAGCGGCGAACCUGAAAUGUUGGAGCAUAUGGGACCUGAAGAUGAUGAAGUUUCGAACGAAAUAAUGGAACCGCUGCCACACAAAAAGAAGGUGUUACCACAGGAUCUGCGAACAAUGACACCCAUAACCGAGAAGUCUUCGGAGGAGAUGACACGCAGAGAAAAACCAGCACACAUGGCUGAGAGAAUGCCAACAUUCGAAACUACAUCAGCGCCAGCUACCACUACAAAAAGUAGUACUACAUGGGCCCCCACAACAACGACUACCACAACUAUUACCACCACAACAACCUCUACAACAGCAGCACCGUCAACAAGUGCGGCUAGCAGUACUACAACUCCAGACUUUGCUUCAUCCACAACUGCCGCAGAAGUGAAAAUUUCAACAACAGAAACUACCCAAGAACCUGUAGCAGUUACCACUCUACAUGCUUCCAGCGCUACAUCUGCGCAUACAGGCGAGUCCGAGACUUUUACUCACGCUUCCACCACAUCGCCCAGCAGCUCGGUAACAACACAUGCGGCACCUAAAUCGACUGAUGUCGAAGAUACGGAAUCACUUUCGAAUAUCGGUCAUCCUAUGCAUCCACAGCAGCAGCACGCCACUGGUAAACUCGACGAGUUGCCACAUCCCCAUGUUAAGGAGUUGGCAGACAAUUCACAUUUUAUACCACCAAUGUUGUUGGUGAAGUCUCAUUAUGUACCCCCGCUGAAGCACAAUGAACACGAACAUCACGGCGCGAGUUCAAAUGCGGGAUCCACUGUUCAUGAUGGACGUGGAGAUAUUCAUGUGACUACAGGUAAACCGAUUGAGGGUACAGUUCACUCCAGCAGCACGAGCAACUACACGCCCACAGCAACAACACACAGUCAUACAAUGGCCGAGAAAAGUGCUGAAACUGACGUUGAGACGAUGACCACAAUAACGGUGACCGCCACAAUGGCAGCAAUAAAAGCGGCAAUAACAAAAACAACAGCAACGGCACCAGCAGCAUCCGAGACAACCACCAACAUUGAUGGAUUGACAGGCGAGGCGAUCGAUAAAUCCACAGUACCGGUGCAGCAACAGCAACAACAAGACCAGCAGACGCCAGCUCAGCUAACCGCUAAAAUAAUUGACAGCACGAGUGCGGCAAAGACAAAUCAGCACCAGCAGCAACAAAAACAACAACAGCAAGACAAUGAUAAGCUGAAUAAUAUGAAGCGACAAGCGCAAGCUGCCAGCGAAGAAGACGAAAUUACGGAGAAAAUUGAAAAUGCCAAAGAAGUUGUUGUAGAGCGAACAACAACAGCAACAAAAUCUGAAGAAACAACAACAACUACAACAGCGCCAAUAACAACAGUGGCUGCGAAUGUUAACAAGCAGCAUGCAACAGCAACAGCCGAAACAAUAACAACAACUGUCAAAGCAGCAGCAACAACAACAACCAAAACUACAAAAACUGAUGACAACGCUUCAAGACAUGAAAUUGAGAAGCCAGUAAAGCGGGGCCCACAAACAAAAGAAAUAUCGGUGCUGACAACUAAUGUUGGAACAGAAGACAUGCCAGCAACCACAACAACAACAACAACUACUACUACAACCAUGCCAACAAUGACGCAGACGGAUAAGUUGCACACAAUAAAAGCCUCAACCGCAACACAAAAGCCACCGCAGCAAGAGCCAACCAAAACAACAACAACAGCAACAACAAUAGCUGAAGUCAUACUGCGAAACAAUGACAAUGCCGAGAAUGUACGUCCUUCAACACAAUCAAUCUUGGCCACAGCUGAUGCCGCUACCAACGCUCCAACUGCUUCCUCCGCAGCUUCCGCUUUCGCUUCCGCAGCAACCGUCACACCGUCAACACACACAAUUACAAUAACAACUGCAUGCAGCAGUGACACAGAUUUAGAUGCGACAACCGCCGACACCUUGGAUGCAAGCUCCACAACCGAAGACGCCACCGCCGGCAAGAAGCUGACGCGUGUACAUCGCACUUGCCAGCCGCGCAUCGAGAAGACACAGACACACAAGGGUAAGCACACGAAACAUCAUGCUGCACACACCAUUGAGCCACCGGCACCGACGCACAACUUCAUGAAGGAGGAGACCGAGACGCCGUCCUACAAGCCCAAUCGCCAUCGCGUGCUGACCAAACCGGAAACUGUCAGCUAUUUCAAGAAGAUUCUAGGUUAAGCGGACUAUGUGCGUUGAGUGAAGGAGUGAGUGCUGAGAGCGAAACAUUCAUAUGAGGUAGCACAGGUACGAGGUAAGCAGAUUGUAGGGUUGAGUUCUCGCACAUAUGAGGCAAAACAAAAACAAAAGCAAGUAAAAUAUAAAUAUAUAUUUACUUAUAAAGCAGCGCUAAGUUUGUAGUUAAGAUUAAAACAAAAUGUGAAACGCGGACUAAAGCAGAGAUAAUAGUUGUUUGCGAAGCAUAGCAUAGCUUAGGCUGAGAAAACACAAAGAUAUGUAGAGGCAGAUAAUAAUUGUUGCAAACGUCACGCAGCUUAACAACUCGGAUUUAAGUGAAAAAGUAAGCAGCUAAAGCAUAACAAAAUGGGAAAAAAAUAUAGCAUGUCAAUUUGGGAGAUAAGAAAAUGGUUUAGGAGAUAUAAAUUGGUCACAACAAUACACUUAAAGGUCAAAGGUAUGUUCGGUGACCCGAGAGUUGUGCUCGUGUUUUUUAUUAAGGACAUUAUAAUGCAUAAAUAUCAAAGGUGAGCAGGGUAUAAGCAAAAGGUUUACAUUGAUGUAUGUAGAUUUCGAUGAAGGCCAAAAUAGUUGAGUAUCAAUGCAUAGGUUUACACAAACUACUACACAUACACAGAAACACAGAAAAAAAAAAAAACAAAAUAAAAAGUAAAAAAAAUUUACAUACAAAUAAGCCAACACCAAAGCCAUGAAUAUGAUGUUAUACAUUUUUAAUGUUUUAUUAUUAAUAUAGAUUUACUAUAUAAGCCGAGAAAGUUAAAGCGUUUCAUAGUUCGUUCCACAGAUAACUAACUUUUCAUGCCAAUGCCACGCCAAGUAAUCUACUGGGUAGCUGGAGAGUUGUCUAGUCGAUGUUUUCUUAAACAGGAACUGUGUGAGCUACAAAUCAUUAAAAGUCCAAUGCGCCAAUUGAGCAUUCUUCCAUGUAAUCUGCAAUAUCGAGACUGUACUUAGCAGUAACUUCUGGGUCACAAGCCAAUAACCUAUGUUUCUUUAAUGUUUUGCCCAGAUGAUCUUGCACUAGGAGGAAGUCAACUAUUGAGUUACCUUACUCUUCUACUUUAAUUACUAGUACUCCAGCGUCUCUUCCUCAAUAGAUAGUUAUCACAAGCAUUAGAUAAAUACAGAACAGUUAAUUCUGAAAUAAGUCUGGCAAUAUCCACUUUUUUUUUUUGCUAAAUUGGAUAUUAUAUUAUUACUGUCUGUUCGAUGCUCUUCGUAGAACUGUAUGUAAGACAAUAAUUGGAAAUAUUUCGGUGAAAUCGGUGCAGAUCUUUAGGUAUACUAAUUUACGCUCAGUUAGCCUUGACGCAUGUACCAGUCUUAACUAGUAGCUUGCGAUUUGCCGACUCCUACCUGAGAAAGAUAGUUCGGUAAAUCAUAUGAAACUCCGCUCCUCUUUUGACUGCUAAAUACAACAUAGAGAAAGCCUCCUACAAUGCAGAUUCGUUAGUUAUAAAGAUAAGGGUCUGCCAUUAUGUUCGAAAAUUAAUUCUUGCUUGAGGAGGAAUUUUUAACCAACUUUUGCAGCAACAUUAUUGCGCCGAAUAUUCUUUUCUGUUGCAUCUACCUUCUUAAGCUUGUCUGCGGAGACAAGCGGCGAUUGUAUGGUGUUACAUCGCACGAUAUUGGGAGUUCACGCCUCAACAAAAGUUGCUCUCAGUUAAUAGAUUGUUUGGUUGAAUGUAGGCUAUAGCGUUCCCCAUUGACUGUAACAUUACAGCCAACUUCAUUUUUGAAGAAAUAUAGACCAAUGAUUCCCUCUGCCCAUAGAACACAUCAAAAAGUGAUUUGAUGGUCGUUUGGUUUUAUUUUGAACGAGUUGAAUUUUGUAAGUCCGCAAACCAAGCUGACUCAUAGACUCAUUCGGUUCUUUUACGAUAUUCUGCUCCAAAGCAGCAAUAGCUUUUAAAUGCUCUCUGUUCGGCAAUUUUUGAGGAUGCACGUUAUCCACUAGGUUAAAUGUGGUGUGAAACCGAUCCAUACGAUAAGUUCAACCAAAUAUUGGUAAGCGAUGAGUCGAAACUGAAACUGUGCAUAUGGUAAAUCAAACGACAGCUGUCAAAAAGGCCAACUCCGAAAAAUAUAGUGACGAAUUGAACACUACUCGUCAGUACAUUAGUAGAAAGUUUUUGCCAAGAGCUGCAGAGCUCGAUGAGCUGUUCGCGACAGUCAUUGGACAUUUUCAUGGCUUUAUAAAGUAAUAUUUAACCUCAAGAAAAACCUCUUGCAAUCUUUCUAAUUCUAAAUUGGAUAUCAUGGUUGAAGUAUUUACCGAUCAUGUUAAUAAUUUUAAAAUCAACGAUUUUUCAGAGGACUAGACUAUGAUUGUCGACAAAGGUGUCAAGAACUUGACUACGACUGUGGUACAAGACUUAACAGCCAUUAGAAGGGAGAGUGUUUUAAGGCGAGAAACAUUUGGCAAUUGAAAAUCUAGAAAAAUCCGAUUUACAACAUUAGAUUUAACAAAUUCAGAGGCAAAACACCAGACUAUUAAAGAUCGUUUUUGGAAUCAAAGCCGAAGAAGGUUAAUUAUCCCGUUCCUCUGACAAUUGAGUCUACGUAACUGGUACAACAACAAGAGCUAAUUCUCAAUACUAUUUGAACAAAGAUUUAGAUGAUAUUUUCAACAAAUUGAUUAGUUAUGAAACUUAUACAUAAAAUUACCUGUGUUUAGGGGAGCUGAAAUAUAAAAACACUUGAUUAUAGUCAGUUCAUUCGAAGCGAAGAAAUAACGCAUACUUUUAGACUUCAAUAGUAUGAUGAAUCAUGAAUUCUUGUCUCUAGAUCAAAUACUCAAUAAGAAGUUCUAUCUACAAGUUCAACGACCUUUUGCACGAUAAUGCUCUUGCGCACACUUCGUUGUUUGAUCGUGUAUUCUUGGCCAAUAACAGGCAUAUUAUACCCGCCAGACAAGCCUCCGUGGUCAAAAUCCUUUAGCAAGUAUACCCUUAUUGCUCUUUUUUCGAGUUACCAUUGGUCAAACCUACUCAAUGGAGGUUAAUGGAAUAUGAAAUUCGAGCUUCUUCGAGCCUUUCUAAAUUUUGUUCCUAAAGCAGAUUGGGGAAGUGUAAUGCACAUCUUAGAUGACAUAUGUUUUUGUAAUGGAUGUAUGUAUAUUGGAAGGGUUUUGUGGUUUUAAGUCUUGUCCAUUCUUCUUCUUCUUUACUGGUGUAGACACCGCUUACGCGAUUAUAGCCGAACAUUAUCUAUUACAAAACAUUAUUAAUGCCGUUGUAGGAAAGAUUUUAGCAAUAAUUACAUAUGUACAUAUUUGAUAAUAAUAAAAGUCAAGCUUUGCAUAUGACUAGUGAGACCACAAAAUACACAGAAUAUUUAAAUUAUUUAAAGUUUUAAUAAAUUACACAAGCAGAUUACUUGGCGUAAUUGGCAUUGGCAAACAAUCUAGCUAUAUAUAUUAUAUAACAGUAUGUUUACUGAGCAUUUCUAAUUGCAAUUAAAUAUUUUACAGUUGGAAAUAAUGAAAUUUUAAUUUUCGAAUAACAACAAAAGCAAGUAAUGAAUGUAUGAAUAUUAAUAUACAAAAAAACAAACCACAACAACAAAAGCAUUAAAUAAUCAAAUAAAAAAGUUAGCAAACAAAGUUUUGCGCAAAACUAAAAGCGCACAAAUAAAAACAAAAAAAUAACAACAAAAACGAAAACACACACACAGACACGCAUAAAAACAUAAAUGUGAGACAGAGUAGAAAAGAGAAAAAACCAAAAUAAAAACAAAUUUUAUUACUCAUUAUGUACAAUUAAAACCAAAAAUUAAUAUUAAGUCGUUUUUAAAUUGAUUAAACCAAACAAAACAACAACAACAAAAAACAGUGCGUUUAUGCGUGCAUUUAAAUGGUUUUUGUGUUUAGCAGUAAAACGGAAAACAAAAACAAAAACAACAUUAACAACAUUAAAGAAGCGAAAGAGCACACAUAAAAGCGCAUUUGAACAAUUUCGAGUCUGGUAAUAAUGACAACAACAAAACCAUAUGUUUGAAAAAAUAAAAUGAAUUAAUUAAUAAUAAAUGAUUAUGAACAGUUAUUAAGCCGACAUUGUGUAAGUGAGACGCAUAUGAGUUUGUGAAUGUGUUUCAGAGCGCUCGUUUAGUGUGUGUAUGUGUGUGUACGCUACAAAUUACAAGCGCCUAUAAUAGAACGCUUAAUAGUCUGCUAAAAGCUGGCGCAAGCUGUAGACGCAACAAGCAAAACACAUACACACACAACGGCUUAAAAAGCACACUCACAUACACGUAUGCAUAAUAAUGGGGUGACAAGGUGGUGCACUUGCAACAAAUUAUUUCGAACAUAUUUAAUUAUUUGUCUGCGCCGCAUUUAUUGUUGAGGCGGAAUUAAAGCGAUUGCCGUCAACAAUAAUUAAAAUUAAAAAACAAAAAAAAA
Molecule: messenger RNA, 8285 nt
Organism: Bactrocera dorsalis (oriental fruit fly)
Lineage: Eukaryota; Metazoa; Arthropoda; Insecta; Diptera; Tephritidae
Product: mucin-5AC
Exons: 8
Coding region: 545-3868 (1107 amino acids)
Source: RefSeq, a predicted model, not a curated record